UACCUGACAAUUAAUUCCUUGCCUAAUCACACACGCAUGUUUUCUUCCUGUUCAUUUAUUAUAUUUGGAUAUAGCAAAAAUAUCUAAUUUUCAUAUAUUCUACUCUUCCCAAACAUUUAUAACAGGUUAAAUGGAAUUGGUAUCUGCUGUUCUGAAGGAAUACAGUGGCUCGGUGAAUAUUCCAUUGGAAAUUAACCUUCUACAGCAGCUUCUGCCCGAUUUAGCUAGGCAAGAACGGAUACUAAAAUUAAAAAUGAAGAGAUAUGAAUCAACAGACGAGUGCAUACAACUGAAAAAGGAACUAGGUGCUGUAAAAAAUAGCCGAUGCAAGUAUUCCAGAUUGACGCGAAAGGUCGCCUUAAUUAGAAAACAAUACAAGUACCAUCCAAAAAAGAAAAUUAUUCAGCUUCUACGUUUCAUGCGAAGAUUCACAAAGUUGAUGAAGAUGACAAACAUCUCAAGGAGACAUGUUCCGAUUCAUCAAAAUGGCCACUACACAACAACUUGGAAUUUUGGCCCCCCAACGUACACAUGCCAAUAUUGUGGAGCCCUUUUAUGGUAUGAAGAACGGACAAGAAAAACUGUGCAGCCCACAAAUCCUAUAUUCUCAUUUUGUUGCAUGGAAGGAGGCCGUGUACAACUGCCGUUAAUGAGUGAACCACCACCUUAUCUGAAGUAUCUUUUGGGAACAGAAUCCGGACAAUUAGGUAUCGACUUUCGUAGAAAUAUCAGGGUUUACAACUCAAUAUUUGCCUUUACAUCUAUGGGAGGCCGAAUUGAUGGAUCUAUCAAUCACUCAAAAGGGCCAUACGUUUUCAGGAUGAGUGGGCAGAAUUACCAUCGCAUAGGCUCUUUGUUGCCUGAAAUUGGUAAAAACCCCCAGUUUGCUCAGCUAUAUAUAUAUGAUACUGAAAAUGAGAUAAAUAAUAGAAUGAAUUGUCUCUUGCAAGAAGAAAUUGAUCCAAAAAUUGUUGAAGCCUUAUCUGAAAUGCUGGACAACCACAAUAUUUUGGUAAAAUCAUUUCGAAUGGCUAGGGAUAGAUAUAGAGAGCAUCCUGAAUCUGUGUUUCGGUUACGACUCAUAUCUAACAGGACAAGAGAUGGUCGACAAUACAAUAUGCCAACAACUUCAGAAGUUGCAGGAUUAAUCGUUGGUGAUGUUACUGAAGAAAACUUCCAGCGAGAUAUUAUUGUAGAACAUCGAAAGAAUGGGCUUCAAAGAAUUACAGAUUUACACCCAAGUUUCAUGUCUAUGACAUACCCAUUAAUACAUCCGUAUGGCGAAGAUGGAUACAGACCUGGAAUUCAAUUGGCAGAUAUGAACAACAAAAGUUACAAGCGUCAAAAUUUGUCAAUGAGAGAGUUUUAUUGCUUCAGGAUACAACAAAGACUUAACGAGGGCCAAACUCUCUUAGUAGCUGGUAGACUAUUGCAACAAUACAUUGUUGAUGCUUACAUGGCAAUAGAGGAAGAAAGGUUUCGUUAUAUUCGGAAUAAUCAAAAAAAACUCAGAGCUGAUCUUUACUCUGGCUUAAUGGAUGCCAUACUCCGAGGUGAUUCAGAUUGUUCAAUGAUAGGGAAAUCUGUUAUCCUGCCUUCAUCGCACACUGGGGGGCCUCGAUAUAGGGCACAAAAUUAUCAAGAUGCAAUGGCAAUUUGUAGGUGGGCUGGGUAUCCAGAUUUGUUCCUCACUUUCACUUGCAAUCCUAAGUGGCCAGAAAUAAAUGCAAUGCUUAGUUUACUAGGGCAGCAAGGCGAUGAUAACCGGGUGGACAUUAUAUGCAGAGUUUUCCAGAUAAAAUUGUUCCAACUAAUGCAAGAUCUGAAAAAGCAACAACCAUUUGGGAAAACAAUCGCAUGUAAGUUCAAAUUUAUACAUACCCAUUGA
Molecule: messenger RNA, 1888 nt
Organism: Lycium barbarum (goji berry)
Lineage: Eukaryota; Viridiplantae; Streptophyta; Magnoliopsida; Solanales; Solanaceae
Exons: 2
Coding region: 131-1888 (585 amino acids)
Source: RefSeq, a predicted model, not a curated record